This is a messenger RNA of Aphidius gifuensis, 3972 nucleotides long. It is a transcript of the gene Ctr9, whose product is annotated as RNA polymerase-associated protein CTR9 homolog. The transcript has 4 exons. Gene Ontology annotation, cellular component: Cdc73/Paf1 complex. The coding region runs from base 106 to 3621 and encodes 1171 amino acids. Gene Ontology annotation, molecular function: RNA polymerase II complex binding. Gene Ontology annotation, biological process: regulation of DNA-templated transcription. NCBI's taxonomy places the organism in Eukaryota, Metazoa, Arthropoda, Insecta, Hymenoptera, Braconidae. The record is from RefSeq and is a predicted model, not a curated record.
UUUGACGUGUGAAGCCUCUUCGAGAGCAACAAGAAAGUGUCUUUAAAUUGUUACAAUAUUAUAUAUUAAUUAAAUCAGUUAAUAAAGUUAUUUGUGACGCCAAAUAUGGCGGGAUCAAUAGAAAUACCACUUCGUGAUACAGAUGAGGUGAUUGAACUUUAUCUGGAACAACUACCUGAGGGCGAUGAAGUACUUAGUAUAUUACGUUCAGAACAUGCCCAACUUAAUAUCUGGGUCAAUUUGGCAUUGGAAUAUUACAAACAAAAUAAAAUUGAGGAUUUCAUUAAAAUCCUUGAAUCAUCUCGUCUUGAUGCUAAUAUUGAAUAUCGUGAUUAUGAAAAAGAUCAAAUGCGUGCAUUGGAUAUGUUGGCAGCAUACUAUGUUCAAGAAGCUAAUCGUGAAAAGAAUAAAGAUAAAAAAAGAGAUUUAUUUACAAAAGCAACAUUACUUUAUACAACAGCUGAUAAAAUUAUUAUGUAUGAUCAAAAUCAUUUACUUGGUCGUGCAUAUUUUUGUCUUCUUGAAGGUGACAAAAUGGAUCAAGCUGAUGCACAAUUUAAUUUUGUCUUGAAUCAAUCACCAAAUAAUAUUCCAUCACUUCUUGGUAAAGCAUGUAUUGCAUUUAAUAAAAAAGACUAUCGUGCUGCACUGGCAUUUUAUAAAAAAGCAUUAAGAACAAAUCCAAAUUGUCCAGCUGCUGUUAGACUUGGUAUGGGACACUGUUUUAUGAAAUUAAAUAAUCAAGAUAAAGCUAAACUUGCAUUUGAACGUGCACUACAACUUGAUAGCCAGUGUGUUGGAGCUUUGGUUGGUUUGUCAAUAUUAAAAUUGAAUGAACAAAAACCAGAUACAAUUAGAACUGGUGUACAAAUGUUAUCAAAAGCCUACACAAUUGACUCGACAAAUCCAAUGGUACUCAAUCAUUUGGCAAAUCAUUUUUUCUUUAAAAAAGAUUAUAAUAAAGUACAACAUUUGGCACUUCAUGCAUUUCAUAAUACAGAAAAUGAAGCAAUGCGAGCUGAGAGUUGUUAUCAGCUUGCUCGUGCAUUUCAUGUACAAAUUGAUUAUGAUCAGGCAUUUCAAUAUUAUUAUCAAGCUACUCAAUUUGCACCAGCAGCAUUUGUUUUACCCCACUUUGGCCUUGGUCAAAUGUAUGUCUAUCGUGGUGAUUCAGAAAAUGCUGCUGGUUGCUUUGAGAAAGUAUUAAAAGCUCAACCUGGUAAUUAUGAAACAAUGAAAAUACUUGGCUCAUUGUAUGCCAAUUCAUCGUCACAGUCAAAAAGAGAUAUUGCCAAAAGCCAUUUGAGAAAAGUAACUGAACAAUUUCCAGAUGACGUUGAGGCCUGGAUUGAAUUAGCACAAAUUCUUGAACAAAGUGAUUUAACUGGAGCAUUAAAUGCCUAUAAUACAGCAAUUAAAAUAUUAAAAGACACAGUUCAAGCUGAUAUACCAUCUGAAAUAUUAAAUAAUGUUGGUGCUUUGCAUUAUCGUCUUAAUAAUCUUGAAGAGGCAAAAAAAAACUUUGAAGAUUCAUUGGCUCAUUCAAAGCUAAGUGCUCAAGAUGAUCCAGCAUAUUACAAUUCAAUAGCUGUUACCACAACAUAUAAUCUUGCACGUUUGAGUGAAUCACUUUGUGUGUUUGAUCGUGCUGAAGAAUUAUACAAAGACAUAUUAAAAGAACAUCCAAAUUAUGUUGAUUGUUAUUUACGACUUGGCUGUAUGGAAAAAGACAAAGGACAAAUUUACAAAGCAUCUGAUUGGUUUAAAGAUGCACUACGAAUAAAUCAUGAACAUCCUGAUGCUUGGUCACUUCUUGGUAAUCUUCAUUUGGCUAAAAUGGAAUGGGGACCUGGACAAAAAAAAUUUGAAAGAAUUCUCAAGAAUCCAGCAACAAGUAAUGAUGCCUAUUCAUUAAUAGCACUUGGUAAUAUUUGGCUACAAACUCUUCAUCAAAGUGGCAGAGACAAAGAACGUGAAAAACGUCAUCAAGAUCGUGCAUUGGCCAUGUACAAACAAGUAUUACGCAAUGAUCCAAAAAAUAUUUGGGCAGCAAAUGGUAUUGGUGCUGUUCUUGCUCACAAGGGUUGUAUCAAUGAGGCACGUGAUAUAUUUGCACAAGUACGUGAAGCCACUGCUGACUUUUGUGAUGUUUGGCUUAAUAUUGCACAUAUUUAUGUUGAACAAAAGCAAUAUGUUAGCGCCAUUCAAAUGUAUGAAAAUUGUUUGAGAAAGUUUUAUCGUUAUCAUAAUUUGGAAAUUCUUCAAUAUCUUGCACGAGCAUAUUUUAAAGCUGGAAAAUUAAAAGAUGCUAAAAUGACAUUACUCAAGGCAAGAAGAGUUGCACCUCAAGAUACCAUAAUUUUGUAUAAUAUUGCACUGGUAUUACAACGUCUUGCUACACAAAUUCUUAAAGAUGAAAAAUCAACAUUAACAAUUGUACUUCAAGCUGUAAAUGAAUUGGGUCUUUCACAUAAAUACUUUCAAUAUUUAGCAACUCAUGGUGAUAGAAUGGAAAUACUUGCUGCAAAUGAGGCACAAAUUUGUCAAGAUUUAUUAUCACAAGCACAGUAUCAUGUUGCAAGAGCAAGAAGAAUUGAUGAAGAAGAAAAAUUAUUGAAACAAAAACAAGAAGAUGAAAGAAGACGUUUGAAGGAAGAACAAAAUCGUGAAUUAAGUUUAAUUGAAGAAAAACGACGUAAAGAAAUAGAAUCAAUGCUACAAAAACGACAAGAAUUUGUUGAAAAAACUAAAAAUGCAGUGGUAUUUGGUGAUAUGCCAUCUGAAAAAUCAGGUAAAAAAGGUAAAAGAGGACGUAGUGAUCAGUAUGUCAGUGAUUCUGGUGGAUCUGGUGGUGAUGAACGUCGUGAAGAUGCAGCACCAAGAGAAAAAAGUCGUAAAAGAAAAGCAAGUGGUGAUGCUAAAAGUCGUAGACGUAGUAAAAAAAGUAACCAUGACAGUGGUGGUUCAGGUAGUGAUAGACCAAAAGCUAAACGUGGCAGAAAACCAGGUGGUGGUGGUCGUAGUGGUAGUAGUAAAAAAAGAAAAGACACAAGACCAGCACCAGAAGUUACUAGAAGUAAUUCCAAAUUUUUAUCAAAAGAAACAAUAUCAACAAGUGAAUCAGACAGUGAUAAUGGUGGCAAAGCAAGUACAAGUAAAGGAUCUCGUGGUGGUGUUAAACAUUCAGAUGGUUCAAGAGCAUCAUCACGUGACAGAAGUCGUUCAAGAUCUGGAAGUAGAUCAUCACGUUCAAGAUCUGGAAGUAGAUCUUCACGUUCAAAAUCAGGAAGUCGUUCACGUUCACGUUCGCAUUCAGGCAGUCGAUCAAAAUCUGGUUCUCGUUCACGAUCUGGAUCAAGAUCACACAAUUCACGUUCACGUUCACAAUCACGUUCAAGAUCAAGAUCAAAGUCUGGAUCACGUUCACGUUCACAUUCUGGUUCACGUUCACGUUCUGUAUCAAGAUCUCAUGGCUCUCGUUCACGAUCAAAAUCAGCAAGUCGUUCAAAGAGUCCAUCAAAAUCACGCAGUAGAUCUAGAAGUGGCUCAAGAAAAUCUCGUAGUCCAAGUGGUUCAAGAAAAUCACAAUCUCCUUCAAAGAGUCCCUCAAAAUCACCAUAAUAACAAAAUAAAAAAAAUAAAUGUAUAUAUUUUAUUAGGUUUAUGGAAUAACAACAUCAUCAUCAUUAGACAUAUUUGUAUAAUCGUUAAACAAAACAAAACAAAUUGAUGAAGAUUAUUAUUAUUUAUUUAUUGAUUGAUAAUUAAUAAUUAAAAUAAUAAUUAUAUUACAAUUAUUCUUUUUUCAUUAAAAUAAUAACAACAACAACAACAACAACAACGUGACAAUGGACCAAUUGAAAAACAAUUUAAAAAACAAACAACAAGUGAGUUUAAAAUUAUAAUUUAUCAAAUGGAUUUAUUUUCAACGAAAAAAAAUAAUAAAAUCUUCCAAAUUAUUCAAAAUUAAAA